CUAGUCUAAUAAAAUAAUAAAGUUUCGUUUUUAGCAUAUAGGACUAAAGAAAAAUAAAAUGAAAAAACAAAAUAACUUCUCAUGCGAAAAGGAACAAAAACGAAGGGGCCUCGUACGGACAAUGAUAACUUUGCCUUUUAGCUUUUGCACUCGCUCUCGCUCUCACUCCCGCGACUGUUCGGGAAUUCAUCUGUAAAACCCUAGACAGCGAGCUACAACAGCAGUGAUAGAACCGGAAAGUCGCCGAUCGGAUUCUCGGUUCAUCGCCUUCUUCUUCGAGAAGAUUCUAGGAGAUCAGUAGGCAAUGGAGACGCUAGUGGCUCAACAAGUUCCAGCUGCAACUUGCACUCCUGAUAUUGUCGGAAAUGCAUUUGUUCAUCAGUAUUAUCACAUAUUGCAUCAAUCCCCUGAGCAUGUUCACAGGUUUUAUCAGGAUAUUAGCAAGUUAGGCCGGCCUGAAGAGAACGGUAUAAUGGGCAUCACAUCGACCUUACAAGAUAUUGACAAGAAGAUAUUGUCACUUGGUUAUGGAGUAAUCGGUGCGGAGAUAACAACGGUGGACACUCAAGAAUCUCACAGUGGAGGGGUUCUCGUACUGGUGACUGGGUAUCUAACUGAAAAGGACAACAUCAGGAGGAAGUUUACACAAACUUUCUUCCUUGCUCCACAGGAGAAAGGCUACUUUGUAUUGAAUGAUAUGUUUCGAUAUGUUGAAGAGGCCUCUGUGUCACUUGGAUAUCAGAUAUCUGUGAAUGACAUCCAAGCUCCUCUUAACCCUGACCAGGAUCCAUCUGUUGUUCAAGACACUCAAGAGAAAGAUUUGGGAGGUAAUCUUGCCGUCGAGCAGCAAGGUGUGUUAUCAAAUGGUGUUAAUAAUGGGCCUGCGGUGUUCAUUCACAUAGAGGAUGAGCAUGUAUCAACUGUGGAAGAAGUCCCGGCGCCUGAGAUAGUUCAUGAAGCUCCUAACGAUCUACAGAAGGUUGAGGAAUCUGAUUCUCAGGCUGAAGAUGUACCAAAGCUAUCUUACGCAUCCAUUGUGAAAGUUAUGAAAGAGAAUGCUGCUCCAAUUUCUCCUUCUAGACCCCCGGCAAAGAUGGAACCGAAGAAGCAAGAACAGCUAGUCACUCCUGCUCCUCCUCCAGCCCCACUGUCAGAGAAACCAGAUCAUGUAACAAAUGGAAAUGAUCAAGAUGCUGAAGGUCCAUCCGUCUACGUAAAGGGCCUACCGCUUGAUGCGACACCGGCCUUGCUUGAGAACGAGUUCAAGAGGUUUGGAGUAAUUAGGAGCAAUGGAAUCCAAGUGAGAAGCCAAAAGGGUUUCUGUUUCGGUUUCGUGGAAUUCGAAUCCGCAAGUUCCGUGCAAAGUGCACUCGAGGCAUCUCCAAUCAUGCUUAAUGGGAACAGAGUAGUUGUUGAGGAGAAGCGAUCCACCUCAAGAGGGAAUGGGAGGGGACGAUCGGCAAGUGGGGGAGUAGGGAUGGGACAGAGAAGCAAUAGGGGAAGCUAUGGAGGGGGGAGAGGAGGAGGAGAGUUCAAUAACAAUGGUGGUGGGAGGUAUGAGUUAAGCAGCAGCAGGGGAAACAAUAGGGGAGGAAACCGUGGUGGGAAUGAAAGGUUUCAAAGGUUUAACAAUGGCGGUGGCGGUGGUGGGCGUGUAAAACGUGAUCACGACGUUACUAAAUCCGUGACUGCAACUGCGUAAAAAGGGCAUGAGGUUUUGGUAAGUCUUUUAAAGAUUAUUUCCGGUGGUGGGGGGAGAGAUAGAUUGAUUGUUUUAGAGAGAGUUUAGAUCUUAAUAUUCCCUCGAGUCUUCAUAUUGUUGUCUUUUUUUUUUUUUUGGUUCUAUCAGUUUCGCCUUUUUUGUUAUUUUGUGGGGGUGAGACGUGAGGGACUUGGCGGCGUUUUUUUUUUUGGUUGGUUUAAUUCGUGAUUGAUUUGGAGCUCGUGGUUUUAGGGUUAAGCCUUAUUCCCUUUUUUGAAUCUUAGAUUUUGGAAUGUAAGACUGGCUAUUUUCCUUUCGCCAGAUGUAUUUAAAAUGUUGGUCGUUGAAUUAUUAUGUUUGACUUGGGUGUUUAUA
Messenger RNA from Tarenaya hassleriana, 2077 nucleotides. RefSeq names its product putative G3BP-like protein. Gene Ontology annotation, molecular function: mRNA binding. Lineage: Eukaryota; Viridiplantae; Streptophyta; Magnoliopsida; Brassicales; Cleomaceae. The record is from RefSeq and is a predicted model, not a curated record. Bases 305 to 1702 code for a protein of 465 amino acids. The transcript is spliced from 11 exons. Gene Ontology annotation, cellular component: ribonucleoprotein complex; cytosol.